AUGGAGGAUUUUAGUGAUAUGUUGGAAGAACAGGCGUUGGUGGAUGUUAAGACUACUAAUGCGUGGUUUACGUGGUCAAACAACAGAGAGGGCCCUAACCUUGUUAAGGAGAGACUGGACAGGUUCCUUAUCUCGGAUGAUUUGGUUGAGAAGUUGCCUUUUAUGAAUACUAGAGUGGUGCAACAGUCUAAGUCUGACCAUGAUUCUGUUCUCCUUAAUACAGAAGCCAGGAAUAUUAUUAAGCGUAUCUGGGAUGAUAAGAACAGCGACAUGAUGAAUAAGAUGGAAAACGUCCGAAAGGAGCUUGGACCGUGGCAAUAUGGAAGGUACAGAAGAAUGAAAUAUGAUAUCAACAGGUUGGAAAAGAAGAUUGGGAAGAUUAUGGAUGGGCCUAUCAGCAUGGGAUCGUUGAACCUUCUAAAGACUACUCGUGACCAUCUUGGCAAGUUGUAUGACGCGGAAGAGAAGUAUUGGGCGCAAAGGGCUUGUAACCAAUGGUUAAGAGAAGGUGACAGGAAUACCCGUUAUUUCCAUGUGCGGGUUACGGGGCGUAAGAAGAAAAAUCUUAUUGAUAAGCUGAAAGAUGUGAACAGUGUGUGGUAUGAAGAUAAGAACGAAAUCAGUCAUAUUGCUUGGAGCUACUUCCAUAACCCUUUCAAAACUUCAAUUAGGUCAAAUGAGGAUGUUGAUCUUGUUUUUGUUCCGAAGUGUAUGACCAACAAUAUGAAUUGCUAG
Molecule: messenger RNA, 735 nt
Organism: Gossypium raimondii (Peruvian cotton)
Lineage: Eukaryota; Viridiplantae; Streptophyta; Magnoliopsida; Malvales; Malvaceae
Exons: 2
Coding region: 1-735 (244 amino acids)
Source: RefSeq, a predicted model, not a curated record